ACUUCCUGUCUUCUCAUGUGAUCAUUCGACUGCAAAACUGUGUUGACAUUUUCGUCAUGUCGAACAGGUACCAGAUAGUGGUGCAGGGCGAGGCAUCCGAGACAGACUCAGAUGAUGAGGUCUACAUCACCUCCCUGUCAGCGCCACAGACUUCCAUUGUGGGAGCCAAGGUUGCAGGUGAAGCUCCUGAAACUGACAGUGAGGAUGAUGAAGAGAGGGCGAAUCCAGCUUCUGCACCGAGUCGUGAAAAGACUAUGAUACUAAGAAGAGAUCUACCUCCACUAAUUGUAGUGAGAGAUCACCCUGAUAUACAGUCAGUAGUGGAAGACAGACCAAGUCCAACACAUAGGCCUUUUGGCGAUACAUUGCUACAGCAGAAGUUGCAGGAAUCUAACAGCCGCCUCUAUUCCGAUGUGGGACAGAUGCUGCGACACGUUUAUGGCAGUGCCAGCAAGGAGGUGCGCAGUGCAACAGCACAGCUUAACACAUCACAGAACACCAUCAUCAGCGCUUCUCACAGCAUCAGACUGAUUUUGGAUGACCUGAAGGCCAUGUCCGAGAAGAUUGAUAUCAUCACCAGCUGUCAGAUAUUACCAGAUAUUAAUAUCAAUCAUUCAGAUGAGAAUGCGGCUACUUUAAUAGAAAGAAAUGAAUAGCAGUAGAUGUUAUGGAAGCACAGUGUGGAAUUUUUCAGUAAAAAUGUUUACAAAGUAUCCAUGCAUGCGAGUCAGAUUUUGUUUGUUUGUAAAAGACACAAAAGUAUUCCUGUCUUUCAUUUGAUUAAAUAUAGUAUAUAUUUAACAGUCAAUGUACUUUUGUUCCAUCUAUUUUUCCAUCUAUUCUUGUGGAAUAAAUGAACAUGGGUGUUUCUUUUCCUGUGAUGCCAUUGGGAGCAUUUCACAAACACGUACAGCAAUGUGAAAUAAAAUUGCCAUAUUUAUUUUAAUUAUUUUAUUCAUUAAAAUCAUGACCAA
Molecule: messenger RNA, 974 nt
Organism: Doryrhamphus excisus (bluestripe pipefish)
Lineage: Eukaryota; Metazoa; Chordata; Actinopteri; Syngnathiformes; Syngnathidae
Gene: bloc1s3
Product: biogenesis of lysosomal organelles complex-1, subunit 3
Cellular component (GO): BLOC-1 complex
Source: RefSeq, a predicted model, not a curated record